GGCGUCGGGAAGUCAAAGUAAAAGGGGAAUUCACGUCACGGGAAUGCUUUUGUUUUGUAAUGUCUGUGUAGUGGGCCCAAAAUUACGGCAGGAGACGUUGAGAUCCACAAGAGCUCUUUGCUUUUCUACCCUGCCCUCACGUGCCUUCUCCCAGUGUUCGGGUGCAGUUUGCUUAUCACACUUCCUACACGGCUAUUUACUGUUACAAUUUAAGAAUAAAGAUAUCGGUAUUUUUCAUGUGUUCUAUGUGGCAGUGACGACUUCAGGCAAAUGAAAAUGAGAUCUGGAGAAGUCCUUAUAGACUGCCUGGAGUCCAUUGAAGAUACCAAAGGAAACAAUGGAGAUAGAGGGCAAUGGAAGACGAAUAGAGAUUGUCCUGCAGGGAUAUCCUCUUUUUCUUCUUCCUGGCAAGAGGAAGGAAUAUUAUGGUGUUGCAAAACUAGAGGUAGACUGCUUGUGACAAAUUUGAGGAUUAUUUGGCGCUCAUUGUCUCUGCCCAGAGUUAAUCUCUCUGUUGGUUACAACUGCAUUAUAAAUAUAACUACAAGAACUGCCAACUCAAAAUUACGGGGACAGACAGAAGCUCUGUAUAUAUUGACUAAAUGUAAUAAUACACGAUUUGAGUUCAUAUUUACCAAUGUUGUUCCUGGGAGUCCCAGACUCUUCACUUCAGUUAUUGCUGUGCACAGAGCUUAUGAAACUUCGAAAAUGUAUCGUGAUCUGAAGCUGAGAAGUGCUUUGAUUCAGAACAAGCAACUGAGGUUGUUGCCACAAGAACAAAUAUAUGAUAAAAUCAAUGGAGUGUGGAAUUUAUCAAGUGACCAGGGAAAUUUGGGAACAUUCUUUAUUACUAAUGUGAGAAUAGUUUGGCAUGCAAAUAUGAAUGACAGCUUUAAUGUCAGCAUACCAUAUCUACAAAUUCGUUCAAUAAAAGUAAGAGACUCAAAGUUUGGCUUGGCUCUUGUGAUAGAGAGUUCUCAGCAGAGUGGAGGAUAUGUACUUGGCUUUAAAAUAGACCCUGUGGAGAAACUACAGGAGGCAGUGAAAGAAAUUAAUUCACUUCACAAAGUUUAUUCAGCUAACCCUAUAUUUGGAGUGGAUUAUGAAAUGGAAGAAAAGCCUCAAUCUCUUGAAGACCUAACAGUGGAGCAGGUUCAAGAUGAUGUGGAAAUAGAACCUGGUGAACAGACAGAUGCUUUUGUGGCUUACUUUGCUGAUGAAAACAAGCAACAUGAUCGGGAGCCUGUGUUUUCAGAAGAACUAGGACUUGCAGUAGAGAAGCUAAAGGAUGGAUUCACGCUCCAGGGACUCUGGGAAGUAAUGACCUAAUUUAGAUGGUUACAUCUUGUUUCCCAUCCAAUGAAAGACUCUUUACUGAUUCAGUGAGAUCUGUGUAUUAUUGAACAAGAGUGGCAGCAAAAGAUCAUGCCAAUUAAAAAAAAAAAAAAGCCCA
Messenger RNA from Meleagris gallopavo (turkey), 1453 nucleotides. It is a transcript of the gene BBS5, whose product is annotated as Bardet-Biedl syndrome 5. NCBI's taxonomy places the organism in Eukaryota, Metazoa, Chordata, Aves, Galliformes, Phasianidae. The record is from RefSeq and is a predicted model, not a curated record. Gene Ontology annotation, biological process: cilium assembly; intracellular transport. Gene Ontology annotation, molecular function: phosphatidylinositol-3-phosphate binding. Gene Ontology annotation, cellular component: ciliary basal body; BBSome.